CUAUCAACAGCCGCCACGUCAAACCUACCGCUUCUCGAGUACACCCACACGCACCUCAGUAAAGCACCGCCACACCAUCCCGGCCCUGCAUCCGCGGCGGCGCUUUCUAGCCUCCUCUGCGACCACCACCCCGCAAUUCACAUACAAACCUAACCAAAAAUGGCGGUCACGAUUCACUCGCCCACACUCAGCUCCCAUGUCCCACCAAUGACCCUCUCCAAACUUCGCCCCCUUCACCACCUCUCUCACCACCUCCGCCGCCGCAGCCUCGCCGUAUCCGCCGCCGCCGUCCGCCAGGACACGACUCUCUGGACCCCGACGCCUCUGCUGAAAAUCUCUCCCGCCGCCGAAUCACUCUUCAGCAUCACCAUCGACGUCUCGGAAUCCCCCGAGCUCGCCGCCUCUUACACGAAGGCGGGGCAGUAUUUACAGCUCCGCCUCCCGGAGCCUGAAUCCAAGCCAUCGUUCCUCGCAAUUGCAUCACCGCCAUCGGCCGCCGCGUCUAACGGCGUGUUCGAGUUUUUGGUGAAAUCAGUCGCUGGAUCGACUGCGGAGCUCCUCUGCGGGCUACAGAAAGGUGAUCUCGUGGAGCUGAGUCCGGCCAUGGGCAAAGGAUUCGAUGUCGACCAAAUCUCUCCGCCUGAAUCUUAUCAGACCGUGCUAAUUUUCGCCACCGGAUCGGGAAUUAGCCCCAUACGGUCUUUAAUCGAGGCAGGCUUUGGUGCUGAAAAGAGAUCUGAUGUCAGGCUCUAUUAUGGAGCUAGAGACCUUAACAAGAUGGCAUAUCAGGAGAGGUUUAAAGCCUGGGAAUCUUCGGGAGUCAAUAUUGUACCUGUACUAUCCCAACCCGGUGAUGGUUGGACAGGGCAGAAAGGCUAUGUACAGGAUGCUUUAGCUAGAAAUAAAAAUAUCACCAACCCACAGUCUACCGGCGUGGUUCUCUGUGGCCAAAAGCAGAUGGCUGAGGAGGUGACCUCUAUUGUUGUGGGUGAUGGAGUGUCGAGUGAAAAGAUUUUGAAGAAUUUUUGAUGAGGUGACAUGUAGUAAAUUUUGGUUACUGUGAAAUCACCAUUUAUGUUCAGCAUCAAUGUAUCUGCUGAAACAGUAGUAGGAUAAUAUUAUUUUCUGAUCAAUGUAUCAAAAAUAAAAUCAAUAAUGAUCAGAUUGCAGUAUCCACUUUGGUUUCA
This is a messenger RNA of Salvia hispanica, 1187 nucleotides long. RefSeq names its product FAD/NAD(P)-binding oxidoreductase. The record is from RefSeq and is a predicted model, not a curated record. NCBI's taxonomy places the organism in Eukaryota, Viridiplantae, Streptophyta, Magnoliopsida, Lamiales, Lamiaceae. Gene Ontology annotation, molecular function: oxidoreductase activity.